Racocetra persica is the source of this 1309-nucleotide messenger RNA. NCBI's taxonomy places the organism in Eukaryota, Fungi, Glomeromycota, Glomeromycetes, Diversisporales, Gigasporaceae. The record is from the annotation of a GenBank genome assembly.
CCAUUUAAAUUAUGAAAUCUUGAAAAAAUAUAAAGAAGAGGUAGUCAUUUUAAUUGACGAAUUUGAUAGAUUCUUAAUUAGCUGCAAAGAUGCUGAAAAUGAGAUUGAUCAAAUAACAACACUUGCAAAAUGCAUAAAUGAUGGAGGAAUGGAAGGGAUCAAAUCAAUUGUUUUUGCUGGGAGUUUUUCGAUUACUGUUGUGCUUGGAGAUAGAAUUCCACAAACCAAACAAAGCAUUAGAAUAUCACAAAAUGAACAAGCUAAUGAAUACUUUCAGCAUCCUAGAGGAGUUCUCUCUUCAUUAAACUCGGCAAAAACAAUUGAGGCAUCGGAUUUUACCAAAGAACAGCACAUGUUAUUUUACCGUAAUAUCCAAGAAGAUAGAAAUGUACAUUUUAGUGAAGAAGUCGUGGAUGACAUUUUUAGUAUCACUAAUGGUUAUGCUGGCUUAGAAGGUCUGCUUGCAUCAUUGUGCAUUGAAUAUGCUAGCAAUGAGCAAAUCCUCGACUUUAAUACAUGGAACUAUCGCUUCACAGAAUUCAUUCGUAAUCCAACAAGGAAAAAGAUUAAUGCGGUUAACCAUGUUGAAAAAUAUCUUAGCGAAAAUGAUACAACUCAAACUUAUAAUCCUCUGAUCAAAGGCGCAAGAAAACUUCUAGAACGCUUCUUACAAAAGGGAACUCUACAAUCAUCAGAAAUCACUGAUGAGGAUUCAAUCCCCCUUCUGCAUCUACGUGCAAUUGGCAUUGUAAAGAGCUGUGAUGGCCAUUUGCUUGAGUUCACAUCUAACCUCGUUCUUGAUAUAUUGUCAAGCACGUAUUAUCCAUUCUAUAGAGAUUCCUUAGCAAGAAUCCAAAGUAUCAACACACCUUCAGACUUCUUGGAGAAAGCCUUGAGUCUUUUGAAGUACAUUCGUCAUGAUGUAAUUUUUCAUUCAUUGGCAUCCAAUCAUCACUCUUUUUCCGAACAAACAAUCCAAGGAGAGCUUUAUGCUCUCCUACGCAUGGCUAUGUCAUAUCCAACGUAUAAGGAAUAUGGGAUAGAAUGCAAGGUUAACAAAGUUUCUGAUACUGAAAUCAAAAGUACGACGGAUCAGGCUAUCGGGUAUACGAAAGGACGUGAAAAAGUGUGUUGUAUGUUUGUCUUCAACUUUGUGCCAUUAGACAAUAGACCAGAGAACUGUCAAUUCUUUUUUCCGAAUGUCGUCUACUUCGAAAUAGUUUAUAUUUUAUAUUCUAAAGAAUCUAAAAGUGCAAAAAUCUUUCGCAAUGGUAGGCAAGCAAAGGAAAUUCCUUUUGCAUCGAAUUAA